AAUGUACUCUUCGAUCUCAGCAUUUCACCAGUGACAUUGUUUAUUAUCUCUCAAAAUAUGAGCGAUUCAAAUAUCGAGAUCAAAGGGAGCCGGGAGACCCAAGAAGCGGACUGCCAAAGCGUCGAUAAUGGAGCUCUUGAGCGACUUCAAUCCUCACCACAGUUCUCUCCCGAGGAAGAAAGGAAACUGGUCAGAAAGAUUGACUCCACGAUCCUUCCAAUCAUGAUCUUUGCCUACACCAUGGCAUUCCUGGAUAAACAGACUCUCAACUAUGGCGCUAUAAUGGGACUCGAGCAAGACCUUCACUUGGUGGGCACACAAUACAGCUGGACCUCUAGUGUCUUCUACUUUGGAUACCUCUUUUUCUCAUAUCCAGCUUCACUACUCAUGGUCAAAUUCCCCCUUGGAAAAUAUCUUGCGGUCACCUUCAUGUUAUGGGCAAUCAUUCUUGCCUGUCAUGCAGCGACAAAAGAAUUUGCCACUUUCAUGGUGACUCGAUUCUUCCUUGGAUGUGCAGAAGCGAGUCUUUCCCCUGGCUUCACACUUCUAACAUCUCUUUGGUACCGUACUUCUGAACAACCUCUUCGUGCGGGUAUAUGGUUUUGUGGAAACUCACUUUCACUAAUUUUUGGAAAUCUUAUCGCUUCUGGUAUUAUUCACAUUAAAAGCAAACUUGAAUCAUGGCAGUGGCUGUUCAUUAUCUUCGGGAUUAUUACGUUUCUAUUCGGCAUAGUCAUGCUACUCCGACUACCUGACUCCCCUGCCGACGCAAAAUUCCUUACUGAGCGAGAGAGGCUGAUUGCAAUGGAGCGCCUCAAGGAUAACAAAGCUGGAUUCAAGAAUACAGAAAUUGAUCAGGCGCAAAUCUUCGAAGCCUUGACGGAUGUUCAGACCUGGCUGCUCGCUAUAAUGAUUUUCGCAUGCGAUGUCGCAAAUGGAGGCUUCACGACAUUCAAUAGUCUAGUCCUCGAGGGCUUUGGCUUCGAUACCUUCCAUACCCUGCUAAUGGGUCUUCCAGGUGGUGUUAUUGUUUGUGUUUUUGUUUUCAUGUCUGGUUUUAUCUCAUCCAAAGUGCAAAAUAGCAGAUGCAUUGUCAUGGCUGUCAUGUUCUUGCUUGGUAUCCUAGGCAGCGCCCUUGUCUACGCCGGACCAAACAUUGCUGCCAAGUAUGGCGGUCUGCUCAUCAUGGGCAUAUAUUCCGCUGCCAUGCCCGUAUCCUUGGCAAUGAUCAGUUCAAAUGUCGGCGGUUUCACGAAGAGAGCUACGGUUAGCGCUAUAUACUUCAUCAUGUACUGUGCAGGAAAUAUCGUCGGCCCUCAACUUUUCUUUGCCGAUCAAGCACCAAAAUAUCAGAGCGGGUUCUUGGCAAUUAUCAUCUGUCUUGUUAUUUGUGUGGCUGAUUGCUUUGCUCUGAUGUUUUAUCUCAAAUGGCAGAAUAGCCGCAGGGAUAAGAUGGAUAUACCAUAUGAGACUCCGACUUCAGAGAAGCAACCAGAAGGUGUUAUGCAGACUGAGUUUCAACUUGAGAAUGUCACAGAUCGGAAGAAUUUGCGAUUCCGAUAUGUGUACUAG
Penicillium malachiteum is the source of this 1572-nucleotide messenger RNA. RefSeq names its product allantoate permease family MFS transporter. Gene Ontology annotation, biological process: dipeptide transport; allantoate transport; transmembrane transport. Gene Ontology annotation, cellular component: plasma membrane. The annotation marks the transcript as partial. NCBI's taxonomy places the organism in Eukaryota, Fungi, Ascomycota, Eurotiomycetes, Eurotiales, Aspergillaceae. Gene Ontology annotation, molecular function: allantoate transmembrane transporter activity; dipeptide transmembrane transporter activity. The transcript is spliced from 8 exons. The record is from RefSeq and is a predicted model, not a curated record.